Messenger RNA from Medioppia subpectinata, 492 nucleotides. The record is from the annotation of a GenBank genome assembly. NCBI's taxonomy places the organism in Eukaryota, Metazoa, Arthropoda, Arachnida, Sarcoptiformes, Oppiidae.
UCCAACGCUAAUCCGGACUUUCCAAACGUGGCCUUCGAGACAGCGCUCCUGAAGUACCCGAAAGAUCCUUCAAAAGUAACAGUCGUGGAGUUUGGUCCUCUGAAGGACGAGUGGAACCGCUAUUACAGCGACUAUUUGGACAAAAACUACUUCUUCGUGCAGCCAAUCCUGGAAAGGGUCCGCAGUUAUGGCUACGUUCGGCUUCAGUCCAGCGAUUCGUCUGUUUAUCCCAUAAUUAACUCAAACUUCUUAUCACAUCCGCUGGACUUCGAGGACUUCGUCGACAUAACAAAGUUUGUGUUUCGCUUCUUCGAGAAGUCGCGCAUCUCUUCGUACGUGAAACGAGCGAAACCAAUACCCGGCUGUCGGAUGUGUCCCGGAGUCCGGUUCACUCAUGAGUGCGAUUCGUACAUACGGUGUCUCAUCCGACAGAUCACAUACACGGGCUAUCAUUUGGUGGGCACGUGUCGUAUGGGCGCCGCCGACAGACCG